Messenger RNA from Pelodiscus sinensis (Chinese soft-shelled turtle), 3426 nucleotides. The record is from RefSeq and is a predicted model, not a curated record. NCBI's taxonomy places the organism in Eukaryota, Metazoa, Chordata, Testudines, Trionychidae.
GGGGGCGCCCGAGUCAUCAGCCACUACGCGGGGCAGGACGCCACGGAUGCCUUCAUGGCGUUCCACCUUGACAAGGCUCUGGUGAGAAAGUACAUGAGCUCACUGCUGAUUGGGGAACUGGCACCGGAUCAACCCAGCUCUGAGCCCAGCAAAAAUGAGUUGCUGGUUGAAGACUUCCGGGAGCUGCGCACCACUGUCGAGCGGAUGGGACUUCUCCAGCCCAACCACCUCUUCUUCUUCCUGCUUCUCUUGCACAUCCUGCUGCUGGAUGCUGCCGCCUGGCUCACCAUCUGGUACUUUGGGUCAUCCUUGCUGCCUUUCCUCUUCUCUGCAUUGCUGCUGGGCACCGUCCAGGCCCAGGCUGGGUGGCUCCAGCAUGACUUCGGGCACCUUUCAGUGUUCAGCAAAUCCAAAUGGAACCACUUGGUUCACAAGUUUGUGAUUGGCCAUCUGAAGGGUGCACCAGCAAGCUGGUGGAAUCAUCUGCACUUCCAGCACCAUGCCAAACCCAACUGCUUCCGCAAGGACCCUGAUGUUAACAUGCACCCCUUGUUUUUUGCUUUGGGAAAGACGCUGUCUGUGGAGCUAGGGAUGAAGAAGAAGAAGUUUAUGCCUUACAAUCACCAGCACAAAUAUUUCUUUAUAAUUGGCCCCCCAGCCCUGGUGCCCCUCUAUUUCCAGUGGUACAUAUUCUACUUCGCAGUGCAGCGUAGACAGUGGGUGGACCUGGCCUGGAUGCUGACCUUCUACAUCCGAUUCUUCCUCACCUACAUGCCAUUACUGGGGGUGAAAGGGCUCCUGGGGCUCUUCCUGCUGGNCAGGUUCAUAGAGAGUAACUGGUUCGUGUGGGUGACGCAAAUGAACCACAUCCCCAUGCACAUCGAUUACGAUAAGAACGUGGACUGGUUAUCUACCCAGCUCCAGGCAACGUGUAAUGUUCACCAGUCUCUGUUCAAUGACUGGUUUAGCGGGCACCUGAACUUCCAGAUCGAACAUCACCUUUUCCCCACAAUGCCUCGACACAACUACUGGAAGGUGGCCCCCCUGGUGAAGUCCCUGUGUGCCAAGCACGACAUCGAAUACCAGUCUAAGCCCCUCUUCACUGCCUUUGCAGACAUUGUGCACUCUUUGAAGGAUUCUGGGGAGCUCUGGUUGGAUGCCUAUCUACAUAAAUAAGCAGCAGCAGCUCCACAUAGAGGUAUUCCCCUCCCUUGCUGCCUCCCAGAAGACACAGCACCGAGGGCAGAGAGCUGGCUAAGCCAGAGGUGUGGAGCUGCAGAAGCUUAAUUCCAGUAAUGAGUGUGGGGUUUUUAAGAUGUUUGUUCUUAGUCCUUCUCCUACUCCUCCUCUUUUGGCACUGAACAAUAGAGAGGAUGCGAAGGGAGGAGACCACCUGCCUGGAAAGAGGAGUCUGUGGGCCUGGGAAUUAACACCCUUCUGUCUGGUGACAUUUCAUUUGCUGUGUCUGUAGGAAAGAAACCUUUUAUCUAACAUAGAUAUUUCUGAGAUGCCUGGCACCUUGGUAUCUAACCCCUGCCCUGCUCUGGCCCCAUGUACGCGAAUCAAGGAAUCUGGCACAAUCUGAGGUUGAUGAAAAUAGGAGUUGGGUGUGGGGAAGAGGGAGAAAUGCAAGUGUGGGGAAGAGAACUAUGCGAGGGCUGUGUUGUUAAGCAUCAUUAUGCAUUUAAGAAUGGCAGCCCCAGUGCAAACCUUGGAGAAGCAGGGUAGAGAAGAGAGGUCAAACCACUGGGCAAGGGCUUAGACGGCUUUGUUGGGACAAAUCUGAGAAGAGAGAGACCAAACCACAGCGGAGGCACAGAUGGGAUGCCAGAGCUGUUCCAUAGAUGCGGGGUACUUGGCAUGCUGUGCCAAAUGGGAGUGCUGGUAUAUACAUGCCUUGUGUGGUUUUUUUUGUAAAGGUAGGAGGGUGGGCCCCUGGAUUCCUGAGUAAAUGAUCAUAUUGCAACUUCCACUGGAGAUGGCUUGAAUAGCCUCCACAGCCAUACUCCUAAAAGUGAAAGAGUUGAUGGGCCAGUUACUGAUGCUCUAAAAAGGUAGACAUUAGUGCAAAUGGAGCCUCUAGUCCCCCAGAUGAGCCCUUAGCAGUUUAGGAAGAAAAAGACUGUAUAACUAAUCCAUGGACCCGUGGGAGUGCACACUCGUUAUACCCUGUGACUACUGAGGCGUUUGUGUAUAGGGAGAGAACUCAGGGUUUUCUACAUCUAAAGCACAGGAUGCUCCCAUGUGACCUACAGGCAAAUCUUCCCCUGCUGAGGCAUUAGUGUUCAGGAUACCACUUGAACAUGUCUAAUAUAGCAGCCAGCAGAGGGCAGUGGAGGCAUGCAUUACAUGCACACAAACACAGGCCAAAUAUGUUGUUCCUCUGGUUGUCUCUGGGUAUGUGUGUCUACACUGCAAUAAAAAGCCCACAGCACUCAGUCAGCUGGCUUGGGUGUGGAGGGCUUGGGUUGUGGGGCUAAAAAUAGCCAUGUAGUUGUUUGGGCUCAGGCAAGAUCCCAGGCUCCAAGACCCUCCAGUGCCCUGGCUCUUCGACUGCAGUAUAGACACCCUGAUAAGAAAUGUGCCUCCGAGACAUGCUCUGAAAGGGCAUGGGCUUCACUGUAACACUGUCAAAAUAUGAAUUAGCCUUAACAGUGUUUGCUGACACCACCUACAAGGCCUAACACCCCAACUGCCAAAGUACAAGUAGCACCUCACGUGACCUUUCCAACGGCUGCAGUUUGAUCACUCACUCCCUCCCUGCCCCCAUCACUUCUUUGUGUUUGCGUCACCCCUCUCCAGGGGUCCAACCUCUUUCCUUCUCUCUUUGAGGUUCUUAAAUGGACAAGUGUGACUGAGGACACUCCUCAUCUUUCCUGCCUUGCCCUCCCUCUGGUACCUACUGCAGCCAGCCAACAGAUUUUCCCAGUGAAGGUAACAGGUGAUUCAGUCUACUCCACAGACUUUGGCUGGCACAGCUGUGUCAGGGUGAGAAGGGGUGUGAUCUCUGACCUGCACAACUGGGCCAGCAAAAGUCUCUAGUGCAGACACAGCUACACCAGUGAACUGGGCUUUCCUUGGCUAGCUGGUUUUUCCUGGGAUAGAUGAGAGGGGCUGGAAUAAGCUAUGCCAUUACAAAGCACAGUUUUGUUGGUAUAGCUGUAUCUUCACAUGGCAAGCUUUGCCAGGAGGGUAUACCGCUGUGUGUCAUGCCAGCAAAGAGCUCCUUGUGUAGACAUGGCCCUAGUAUCUAAAGGGGAUUGGGAAAGAAAUCUAACUUUCGCUCUCUGGCCUGGGAAGAAGGCAAUGUCACCUCACCUUCGACAAUGGCUCGGAUGAGAAUUCAUUUUUGUUUAAUGGAAUUAAUUAAAUUGCCAUUAAAUCAUAAAUUUGAAGCAUUGAAUAAAGAGUGUAAAUUAAAUGAAA